This is a messenger RNA of Tarenaya hassleriana, 1438 nucleotides long. Its product is annotated as leucine carboxyl methyltransferase 1. The record is from RefSeq and is a predicted model, not a curated record. Bases 81 to 1097 code for a protein of 338 amino acids. Gene Ontology annotation, molecular function: methyltransferase activity. The transcript has 13 exons. NCBI's taxonomy places the organism in Eukaryota, Viridiplantae, Streptophyta, Magnoliopsida, Brassicales, Cleomaceae. Gene Ontology annotation, biological process: methylation.
CCCAUUGGCGGACCCUCCGGAGACUUCUCGUCGAUGCAUAAACGGCGAUUCAAAAUCUCUGGAGAGGGUGAUCGGAUAAUAUGGCGGAGUCUCGCAGCAACAGAGCGGCGGUUCAGGCAACUAACGACGAUGCCUCCGCCAGCAAAUUGUCCUGUGUCAAAAAGGGAUACAUCAAGGACGACUACGUUCAACUUUUUGUUAGAAGGGCUAUUAGAAGAUCGCCGAUAAUAAAUCGGGGUUACUUCGCCCGUUGGGCUGCCUUGCGCAAGCUUCUCCUCCAAUUUUUGGACAGUGUUGCAACUUCUGAUCAAACUCAAACAAAGAAACAGAUACUGUCCCUUGGAGCUGGCUUUGACACUAUGUAUUUUCAGUUGAAGGAUGAGGGAAAAGCACCUCAUUUGUACGUGGAACUGGAUUUUAAGGAGGUAACAAGGAAGAAGGCUACUGUCAUAGAAAACUCCAGUCAGUUAAGAGACAAAAUUGGGGCAAAUGCAUCCAUUUCGAUAGAGCAAGGCCACGUGCUCAGCGACCAUUACAAGUUACUUCCAGUUGAUCUGCGUGAUAUACCGACAUUAAGUGAUGUUAUAUCGUUUGCCAAUAUGGAUCCAAGUCUCCCGACAUUUAUUAUUGCAGAAUGUGUUUUGAUAUACCUGGAACCGGAUUCAAGCUGUGCCAUCGUCAAUUGGGCAUCAAAAACAUUUUCAACAUCCGUAUUUUUCUUAUAUGAGCAGAUUCAUCCAGAUGAUGCUUUUGGACAGCAAAUGAUUAGAAACUUGGAGAGUCGAGGCUGUGCACUCUUGAGCAUUUAUGCAACACCGACUUUGCUUGCAAAGGAGAAACUGUUUCUUGACAAUGGAUGGCAGAGAGCUGUUGCUUGGGACAUGCUAAAAGUGUAUGGUAGUUUUGUUGACACUCAAGAGAAACGCAGGAUAGAGCGGCUGGAGUUGUUUGAUGAAUUUGAAGAAUGGCAUAUGAUGCAGGAACAUUACUGCGUAACAUAUGCUAUGAAUGAUGCGAUGGGGCUGUUUGGGGAAUUGGGGUUCCCAAUAGAAGCCAAGACUACCUCAUCAUCACCAUCGUAUCAUCUUGAAGAGUGAAGGAGGGUGGUUACCACCACAUGUGAUGCAGAGCCAGAGGGGUACCAUUUUCAUUUGCACUUUCACUUUCAUUUUCAUUUUCAUUUUCGUUUCGUACACCUCGUCGCAUCCUUGGUGUCUUAUUUAGAAAACAGUGGUCUUUUUUUAUACAAGGAAAACAAAUCAUGCUUCAGAAAGGGCAUAUAGGAUAAGAUUAUCAUAACCAAGUAGUAUAAGGAUGUCUUUUCACAGUGUAUUCCAUUUCCUCUCUUUCUCAUAGUUCCCUCCAUACCCAGUGAAUGAUUCGGAUUCUUAAUCUUCUCCCAUGGUUCAAGUGUUUUCAAUGUAUGUUCUGAACUUAA